AUGUCAGGAACACCAUCACAGCAAGACGGGUAUGAAGAAGAGAAUUCAAGAUUUCCAGCAGAUACCAACCCCGUGACGAAGCCGCCACCGUCGCUGGGGUUGCCGACCUACUACACGCAGUACGAAGAGGACCGCUCUAGCGCAAGUGAUCAAGAGCCUAUUAAUCAAGAGCCCCCGCGCAAAAGAGCAAGGCGCGUUGCUCAAAGAACGACCUCUACGACAGCAGGAGAAGACACUUCCACCAAGUCCAAGCCUGCUGCAUCCAAGGAAAAGGCUCGUAAGUCUGCCAAGCCUGUGGACAAUGGAACAGCAGCCACGGCAACAACUCGCAGGACACCUAAGCCCAAGAUGGCGGGUAUGCGCAAGUCCUCUGCAAUCAGCGUGGACAAGGUCGUAACCGAGGCUUUGCAAACCACGACGCAGUCCACCUCAAAACCAAAAGCAAAACGCGCUAGCAAAAACACGAAGGGUGGUCCGAAGGGCAAGGAGAAAGCAGAUACGACGGAUGUAAAGACGAUGAAGUGGACCGUUCAAUUGACGGCUUUGGCGAUUGAAGCUCGUUUUCAAAACAAGCAGAUCCUAAAAAAGUUUGCUACAAAGAACUCGAACACGAAAACCCAACGUGCAAUGUGGGAGGACACUAUCACUGUAUUUCAGCAGCGCGCCCUGUUGGAGCACGCGUGGGAAGACGAUGAACCGCGCAGUGUGACUGUCAAGCAACUCAAGAACAAGCUGGAUGCUGUUCGAGCCGCAUACAAGGCAAAGAGAGGCCGUUUGCUUGCCACAGGAAAUCACUUUCCUAAUUCCGACUCCAGUAGUGACGAGGGAGAUGACACCUUGCGCAAAUAUCCAGAAAUGCCUGUGAUUUUUUUCGUCGAUGAGCCUGACAAAUCUUCAGAUAGUAGUGCUGCCGACAGCGGCGGGGGGCGCAAGCUGACGUGCAAACCCACGUCAGUGCAUCCGACCUAUCUGAAGGAACUUGGCGCAGAUCUCGCAGCACGAUGGCCGCUGCUGUGUGAUGUGUUUUCGCGUCGACCUGGCUGUACGGGUGAAGCUUUCAUGGAAACUGGCGUCCCAGCUAGAGUUAGCCUACCUACGAGCGAAAGUGAUGACGAUGAUCACGCUGGAGAUAAUAACGUGGACUCUGAUCCAUGUGAAUCACCAACCGAGGCUCGUGAAAAAGCAAAGGCAGCAGCUAAAGCAAAGAAACAACGUGACAAGCAAUCUAACAACGUUUCCACAAAACGACCUGCAGAUGUAAUGAGUGAUACACUCAAGACGGGGUUUGAAGCAAUUGAACGUGUUUUUUCGGCUCGUCACCAGCCGUCUCAAGACAAUGGGGAGAUAUCUCGGCUGGUUCAAAAGCUGACGUCGUCGAUUGAUGAGUCGAACGCUAAGCAACAAGCCAACAGCGAUGCACUGUUGACCAGUAUUGCGGGUUUGCACCAAGUUACGGCUGGCUUCUACAGCGAAAUGGCGAAGUGGAUGCAGAAUCAAUCAAACGGUAGCUAG
Messenger RNA from Phytophthora infestans T30-4, 1512 nucleotides. RefSeq lists its product as uncharacterized. NCBI's taxonomy places the organism in Eukaryota, Oomycota, Peronosporomycetes, Peronosporales, Peronosporaceae. The transcript has a single exon. The record is from RefSeq and is a predicted model, not a curated record. Bases 1 to 1512 code for a protein of 503 amino acids.